AGCACAGACUAAUGUAGGCGGUUGUCUUAUGUAGUGAAUGUAAAAUACAGUACACGGAUGUAUAAGAGGAAAAUUGUUAUUAUAGUACUUUAUUGUUGUAAGAUUUGAGUUUAAAGUGACUACACUAAAUACUUAUGUAUAAUACUCGUACUGUGUGAUUUCUGUUCCACUUUAAAAAAGAACGAUGGGACUAAAGUUAUACUCAGUAUCAGAUGGCCCGCCAUCCCUGUCUUGCCGCCAAGUACUUGCAGCCUUAGAUGUACCCUUUGAACUAGUUGAUGUCAUAUUUAAUAAUGGGGAACAUAUGACCGAAGAAUACGCAAAGAUGAACCCCCAAAAAGAAAUCCCUGUAUUGGACGAUGACGGGUUCUUCUUGAGCGAGAGUGUCGCUAUUAUGCAGUACAUUUGCGAUAAAUACAAGCCAGGGUCAUCUUUGUACCCCACGGAUCCGAAAGCCAGGGCCAUUGUUAACCAACGUCUGCUGUUUAACUUGACGACUUAUUACGCUAAUGUAGCACCUUACACGAUGGCCCCUAUCUUCUUCGCUUACGAGCGUACCCCAGAAGGCUUGAAGCGAGUCCACAUGGCUUUAGAAGUAUUCGAAACCUAUCUCACACGUCUAGGCUCCAGCUACGCCGCCGGUGACCAGUUGACCAUCGCAGAUUUCCCUCUCAUUAACACUACCAUGACCCUAGAAGCCGUUGGUGUGGACUUCUCGAAAUAUGCUAAGAUAAACCAAUGGUAUAAUAACUUCAAGAAUAAUCAUCCGGACUUAUGGAAGAUCUCAGCAGCCGGCAUGAAAGAGAUCAAACACUUCGACGCUAACCCACCGGACUUGUCUCAUCUUAAUCAUCCCAUUCAUCCGGCUAGGAAACAAAAAGCCUAAAUUUCCUACUAACUAAGUAUAUUAAUAAAUGGUGUUAUACUACGAUA
This is a messenger RNA of Trichoplusia ni (cabbage looper), 933 nucleotides long. RefSeq names its product glutathione S-transferase 1-1-like (gene gfzf). Gene Ontology annotation, biological process: glutathione metabolic process. NCBI's taxonomy places the organism in Eukaryota, Metazoa, Arthropoda, Insecta, Lepidoptera, Noctuidae. The record is from RefSeq and is a predicted model, not a curated record. The coding region runs from base 185 to 886 and encodes 233 amino acids. The transcript has 6 exons. Gene Ontology annotation, molecular function: glutathione transferase activity.